Molecule: messenger RNA, 1068 nt
Organism: Pipistrellus nathusii (Nathusius's pipistrelle)
Lineage: Eukaryota; Metazoa; Chordata; Mammalia; Chiroptera; Vespertilionidae
Source: the annotation of a GenBank genome assembly
AUGGAGCCCCACCUGCUCGGGCUGCUCCUCGGCCUCCUGCUCGGUGGCACCGGGGUCCUCGCCGGCUACCCAAUUUGGUGGUCCCUGGCCCUGGGCCAGCAGUACACGUCGCUGGGCUCCCAGCCUCUGCUCUGCGGCUCCAUCCCGGGCCUGGUCCCCAAGCAACUGCGGUUCUGUCGCAACUACAUCGAAAUCAUGCCCAGCGUGGCGGAGGGCGUGAAGCUGGGCAUCCAGGAGUGCCAGCACCAGUUCCGGGGCCGCCGCUGGAACUGCACCACCAUCGACGACAGCCUGGCCAUCUUCGGGCCCGUCCUGGACAAAGCCACCCGCGAGUCGGCCUUCGUGCACGCCAUCGCCUCGGCCGGCGUGGCCUUCGCCGUCACGCGCUCCUGCGCCGAGGGCACCUCCACCAUCUGCGGCUGCGACUCCCACCACAAGGGGCCCCCCGGCGAGGGCUGGAAGUGGGGCGGCUGCAGCGAGGACGCCGACUUCGGGGUGCUGGUGUCCCGGGAGUUCGCGGACGCCCGCGAGAACAGGCCGGACGCGCGCUCGGCCAUGAACAAGCACAACAACGAGGCGGGCCGCACGACCAUCCUGGACCACAUGCACCUCAAGUGCAAGUGCCACGGGCUGUCGGGCAGCUGCGAGGUGAAGACCUGCUGGUGGGCGCAGCCCGACUUCCGCGCCAUCGGCGACUUCCUCAAGGACAAGUACGACAGCGCCUCGGAGAUGGUGGUGGAGAAGCACCGCGAGUCGCGCGGCUGGGUGGAGACGCUGCGCGCCAAGUACGCGCUCUUCAAGCCGCCCACCGAGCGGGACCUGGUCUACUACGAGAACUCCCCCAACUUCUGCGAGCCCAACCCAGAGACGGGCUCCUUUGGCACCCGGGACAGGACUUGCAACGUCACCUCCCACGGCAUCGACGGCUGCGACCUGCUCUGCUGCGGCCGCGGCCACAACACGAGGACGGAGAAGCGGAAGGAGAAGUGCCACUGCAUCUUCCACUGGUGCUGCUACGUGAGCUGCCAGGAGUGCGUCCGCAUCUACGACGUGCACACCUGCAAGUAG